This is a messenger RNA of Fusarium tjaetaba, 864 nucleotides long. RefSeq lists its product as uncharacterized. Bases 1 to 864 code for a protein of 287 amino acids. Lineage: Eukaryota; Fungi; Ascomycota; Sordariomycetes; Hypocreales; Nectriaceae. The record is from RefSeq and is a predicted model, not a curated record. Gene Ontology annotation, molecular function: FMN binding. The transcript has a single exon.
AUGGGAGACGCAAUCAUCAAGCGCAAUCCUCACCCGGAUUUUAAGGGGGUUGAGGCUUCGAGACCGGAGCUGGAUGCCAAGUCUCAGUUUCGCUACACCAAGACUGUUGAUGCGGAUUGGACUUUUGGUGAGGGUGCGAAUAAGUUGGGCAAGGAUGAUGGCGAUAAGAAACAUGUCACCAUAGAUCCUCAUGAGGAGGGUCGCCCUGCGGGGUUCAACUACAAGCUUCUCAUCUCUGCCAUUGUACCGCGUCCUAUCGCUUUCGUGAGCAGUCAAGCUCCGGAUGGUACAAAGAAGAACCUCGCUCCAUUCAGUUACUUCAACAUGAUGAGCCACGAUCCGCCCAUGUUUGUUGUUGGUUUCGCCUCUGGGCUCGAAAAUGCGAAGGAUACACUUCGCAACGUCUCCGACUCCGGCGAGUGUGUUAUCAACAUCAUCUCAGAGCACUUCAUCGAAGCCGCAAACUCAGCAAGCGUCAACGCCCCUGCUGAUGUAUCUGAGUGGGAUAUCUCAGGCCUGACACCCAAGUACGACUGUGAGACCGUCAAGUGUGCUCGAGUGGGCGAGGCUAUUGUCAGCAUUGAGUGCAAGCUCGACAUGCUCAAGGAGUUCGACAGCAAGGCACGACCUGGAAACAAGUCUGGCUGCAUGGCUGUUUUCGAGGGAACUCGAUUCUGGGUUCGAGAGGAUGCAUUGAACGUGGAUAAGAAUAUGGUUGAUCCUGGUGUGUUGAAGCCAGUCAGCCGAUUAGGAGGAAUCACAUAUGCAAGAGUUACUGAGGCGUUUGAGAUCCCCAGAACAGAUUUUGAUAAGGACGUCGGUGGCCAAGAGGGAGUUGAAAAGAUACAAAAGCAAAAGAACUGA